This is a messenger RNA of Hydractinia symbiolongicarpus, 2947 nucleotides long. RefSeq lists its product as uncharacterized. Bases 720 to 1241 code for a protein of 173 amino acids. The transcript is spliced from 4 exons. Lineage: Eukaryota; Metazoa; Cnidaria; Hydrozoa; Anthoathecata; Hydractiniidae. The record is from RefSeq and is a predicted model, not a curated record. Gene Ontology annotation, molecular function: nucleic acid binding.
GACUGAGCACAUAUAUCUUGAAGCUUUAUCCUUUAUUUUUUUUAAUUAUCAUUGAAUGUCUUGUACAAGGUUUGGAAGAUCAUUCGUUUAGUAAGUGUGGAGCCUAUUUAAUUUAUAUCGAGCAUUUCUUCAAUCGAAUCCAUAUAUCUAGAAAGUUAUUUGACGCGACAAUGGAUCGUUAGCAUUUAUCCGAUUUAAAGAUCUCGUGUGUUUGACGGAAAAUAGGUUACUUUGCUACAAAAGUGAACAUGUAAUAAAUAUUGUUUAUCAUAUAACAAUUAAUAUAACCGUAAAAAACUGAUGACGAGUGAGGUUUAUUUCCUUCUGUGAAUUGACUGUUUCUGAAUAUUUCGCGAGGAUUUUUAUCAACGUUUUGGAAGUUUUUCUUCCAUUUUCAAGAUUAGAAUUGUUUUUACAAGUGUGCUGUCUUUUAUUUAUUUUCGCGACAAUUUGGGGAUAUUUUGUUCGUAGUAUUUUAAGUUAUUUUGGGGAUUAGAACCAAAAAACAAGGCGUAGACCAUGUCGAUGCUAUAGAGGGAUGACUAUUGGUUCAAUUUUGAAAAACGUUCCAUUUUUAAUUUUUUAAAAAAAAAUUUGGCCAGGAAAUUUAACCCAUGCGAAAAAUUAAGCCACUUAAGGUACUUAUUGAACAGUGCUUUCUUUACCUUAGUUACAAACCUGACAUUGAUUUUUUUAGACCAUAAUCAAUCUUACAUAAUAUGCGGUGGUCACUUGAGAAAAUAAGCAAAGGUGUAGUGUCUGGGGUAUUGCCUGAAAAAUUGGAAAACUGCGAUGUUGUUGUGCAGCAUGUAGUACAUAAAAUGGGUUUUCGUAUAAGAAAAAAAAUAACAUCAGAACUUGGGAGUGUUGACGCUGUUGUGGAGAGCAGAAGCAACAAUAGAUCUCGAUACAUUAUGAUGUGUCCUGUCAGUGGUUGUGACUAUCAAGGGCAACACGUUGAUAGCCAUCUGGUGUCGUUACAUCAAUGGACAAGAUACCAUGGACGAUUUUUCAAAUCUCGUCAAAUUCGGAUGUUCAAUUUCAUAAUGAAACUUUCCCAUCACGGUCAGCAUAAGCCAUUACCAUGUUCUUUAUGCGGACGUUAUCUCGACCGUUCGGACACCCAUUUAAAAAAGACACAUGGAAUAGCUACCAAAAAGGUUCCUGUAAGCAUGCAGAAGGCACGGAAACUCGCGUUGAAACACGCAAAAUCAAAGUCAAAACAAUUUGAUCCUACGUAGCGACAAUAAUUUCGAGUUCAAAUGAAGUAACAAGACGUUUUUUUCAAGAUUAAAGUGAAUUGGGUAGAAAAAGAGUUGAAGCGCCCGUUAACUUGUUGUUUUUCCUUUUCCUGCACAUUAUAAUUGCUACACGUUUUUUGUUUUUGUUUUAUAAGCAUCACCUUUAGGUUCAGAACAUUGAACAAAUAAACAAUUUUUAAGCAUAACAUCGAGGCUCAACUUUUGAGAUAAACUCUAUCAAUGAAAACUCACAAUGCUCAGGUUCCUGCAGAUUUGACAAAAUAUACCAAUGUAAGUAUUAUUUGAGCCUCGUAUUCGAUUUCAUAAAUAUGUUGAUAAUAACAUGUCAAUGGUAUUCGUGUCAACUUAUCACUUUACAUCUCAAAUAAAGUUUACUAUGAAGAGCAUAGAUGUUGUAUUAUGUAUUCGAACCUAACUAAAGAAAAUAGGGACACGACAAACGUUUUGCUUGGUGGUAUGUAGCCAUCUGACACAAUCAACUCGAUAUCGUACGAAGAUUUUCAGCAGCCUAGUUUGAUGAGUGCAACUUCCGAAAUUCUGAAGGGCACGAGCCAAUUGAUUCUUAUUAAUUUCGACCCGUGUAUAGAAUCGAUAAAUUGAAUCGUAAACUAUUAUACCUAUUAGCGCAUAGUAAGUGUGAUCCCCGUCGAUAAACAGUUCCACGCGAUGGUAAAAACAUAGUUGCGUGCAUCUCUGCUAGGUACAACAUGUUGUGUGGUGGUAUAUAGCCAACCGAGACACUUAGUUUGAUGAGUGCACCUUCCAAAAUUCUAAAGGGCACUAAGCCAAUUGAUUCUUAUUAAUUUCGACCCGUGUAUAGAAUUGAUAAAUUGAAUCGUAAACUAUUGUACUUAUCAGCCCAUAGUAAGUGUGAUCCCCGUCGAUAAACAGUUCCACGCAAUGGUAAAAAUAUAGUUGCCUGCAUUUCUGCUAGGUACAACAUGUUGUGUGGUGGUAUUUAGCCAACCGAGACACUAUAGUAUGAACCAGUACUUCUGUACUUUAGCAAGUGAACACUAAGACCAUUAAUAGCAAAUUUAUAAAUAACUUACAUAUCAAUAAUAACGAAUACUCAUUAAAAAUACGACACACUGAUAAUUAAAAUAAAGUUAAAAAUUAUCACUAACUUCAAGAAUGAUUGUUCUACUUGUUUUCAUAUUAAAUAUUUAUUUUGUUUAUUUCGGGCUUGCAAGCGUUACGACAAAUUUCAACUACUAGCAAUUUUCACAGAAUUUUUAAGGUGAUUCUUUCCUAUGGCCUAAGCUCAAUAUUAUUGCUUAAGAUUUCUUCGACUAGAGUUCCAAUUUAUGCUUAAAUGGCAUGCUUUAUUUAAAAACUGACGUAGAAAUUAGUGUACAUCUCUACGCAUGAAUAAGUUCAUAGGUAGAAUUCGUAACACCUUGGAGGAAAGAAUACGUAUUCUUCCUCCAAGGUAACACAGAAUAUUUUAAUAAUUACAAUUUGUAAAUAUGAAUAUGAAUGAUUUAAUUGUAUAGUGUUUAUUGUUAAUAUUAUUUUAUUUAUUUAUUUCCGGUUAUAUUUGCUUACUGUAAUUGUAAAAUAUAUUUAUUGUUUAAAGUGUCAAUACGAGUUUGAUAUAAAAAGUUCAGAAUAUUUUUAUCGCAAAAUAUUUGUCGUCUUUGGUAUCGUUAUUUCUGCAAUUUAUUAAAAAUGUACGUUUCAAC